AUGGCGGCGGAGUGGCCGCUACUGGCGGAGGAGGAGGAGGACGAGGCGGAGGUGGCGCGGGCGUGGCGCGCCGUGGAGGCGGUGCGCGUGACGGCGGACGUGGCGGCGGCGGCGCGGCACCUGAUGGCGCUGCUGCGGCGAGUGCAGGCGCACGGCGGGCUGUGCGACGAGGGGCCGGCCCUCGAUACCGCCAUCCGCAGGCGCGCCAUGCCCGCCCCUCAUACUGCGCGCCCCUCAUACUGCGCGCCCCUCAUACUGCCCGCCCCUCAUACUGCCCGCCCCUCAUCCCCUUUCAGCAAAGUGUACGAGCGGUGCUGGCUGCAGCUGGCUGGGCGGCUGAGUGACGACGAAAUGUGCCGCCUGCUACCGCCCAUUGACGUGGAAUGGGUUUGGCUCUGCCACCGCCUCAAUCCCGAGGCGUACAGCAGGGAGUGCGGGGCCAGGGUGGGGCGAGUGGUGGAGCAAGCAGUCUUUGACACAAGUGACUGUCACCCCUCUCACCACCCUGCUACCAAUCAUGCUGCCUGCAGCAGCAGCAGCGGGGGCGGGAGGGAGGCAGCAGAGGCAGCGGCGCGGCGGGUGUGGGACAGGCUGUUCCCUCACGAGCCCUACGACCUGUGCGAGCCUCGCAGAGCCGGCAGGUCACAGCACGGCGGGGGGGUUGGCGAUGCUGAUGAUGACGGUGCGAGGGAGAGCACGCAGUGCGGGCGGGGGAAUGAAGGCAGAGGGGAGGCGCAAGGGGGGCCGGCGGGGGAAGAGAGGGGGAGCCUCGGGGAGGGCCCUCGGUGUUGCAAUGAAGGCGCAGGAGCAAGGUGUUGCAAUGAAGGCGCAGGAGCAAGGCGCAGCCUGGCAUGCGUGGACGGGCGGAGAGGCGAGGGGAGGGGCGCGGAGUCUGGUGGUGAGCCUGCAGGCGCGUCAGAGGGCUCUCUGAGAGGCAGCAGGACGGCAGAGGCCUCCAGAGAACCGGGCGCGGUGGAUUUGCUGGCAAGCGCAGGGGUGGAAAGCAGAGAGGCGGCAGAGGGUGCAGGAGAGGGGCAGCACGUGCAGUACGACCUGAGGGCUGCUGUGCUGCGACACAGAGGGCUCUUACUCGAGGUGGACCGGCCGUGGAUGGUGCAAACGGCAUACCUGAGGGGGUCAGUGCAGCGCUACCGCAUGUUCCUCUGCCUCUUCAAGACCAACCCAGCGACGCCCCUCACACCCACCUGUGACAUCGACCUGAUCUGGCAUGCCCACAUGAUGUGUGCACGUGCCUACGCCACGGACUGCCACCACCUGGUGGGUCGCCUCAUCGCGCACCACGACUCCCUCUCGCCCGCACCCGCCCUCGCGCCCUCCGCCCUCGCCUGCUCGCCCUGCGACCUGGCGGGCCCGCGCUCACCGGGGCCACGGCAUGUGGAGGCGGCGCACAGGGCCACGGCGCUGCUGUGGGAGCGCACCUUCGCCGUGCCCUUUGCGCGCGCAGGGGCCAUGCACCGCCAGGGCGUGCCCCCUGCUCACGCAAGCUCCCUGCCACCGGCUAUGCGCAUGGGCGGGGCAGCUGUGGGCCACGAGCAGCAGGCAACGGCAGAGGGGGCAGGCGAGCAGGAGGGCUCAUGGGCAUGCAACCAGUGCCGUUCAGACACUGCCGCAGGGGCAGACGUGGAGAGGCAGCAGCAGCGCCAGCACACGGAGCAGCAGUUGAGGAGUAGCAAGAAAGCAGAUGCGGACAAGGAGAGUGUGGGAAGCGGGGGCACAGGCGAGCAGGGGGAAAAGGUGCGGCGCAUGGCAGUGGCGGGGUGUGUGAGUGCGGGUGAGGCGAAUGCAGGGCUGGGGCUGUGGCAGCGCAGCACAGUGGACGUGGAGGUGACCGUGUGGACCGUGAGAGGGCUGCUGCUGCCCGCCCCUGACUGCCUCUCCGUCUCCCUCUCCGCCCUCCAUGCCGCCCCUGCCUUCUCCGCCCGCACGCCCGCGCUGCCCUUCCAUCCGGCAGCCCCCCCACCGCGCUGGCGCCACCGCUUCUCACUGCAGGCGGAGGUGGCCUCAGAGGGGCUGCGGCUGAGCCUGCACGCCCACUCGCGGUCGCUGCUCUCCUCGCUGCUGCCCUGGCUGCUGCCCCCCGCACCCCGCGAGCUGGGGUCAGCGGUGCUCACGUGGCACCGCCUGCUGCAGCACCCCUCGCUGCUGCUCCACUGCCUGCUGCCCCUCGCCCCCCCAGGCUGCACCCCCGCUGCCUAUGCCGCUGCCACAGCCCCUCUCACUGCAGCCAGCACAGCCGCCACAGGGAGCAGUGGCUUGGUGGCGAGGGCAGCAGAAGAGGGGGGCGUGGAGAGGGUGGGUGGGGCCGGAGGCAGGGCAGAGGGCAGUGUGGGAUGUCCGGCGGGGCAGGCAGGGCUGCAGGUGGGCGUGUCGCUGACCCCUGCCACGGCAGCGCCCUUCCUGCUGCGCGCCGUGCCUGUGUGCACCUCUGAUGACCGCGGGGCCAUGCUCUGUGCCUCCCUGGCUCAGCACCGCCCUCAGGCGGGGCGGUGGGUGUCGCGCACGGUGCUGGACCACAGGGGCGUGGAGGCGUUUGUCAUGCGCACCAGAGUGGCAGAGGGAGUGUGGGAGGACCACAAGCGCCCAAAGCCAGUUCAGCCAACGGAACGGACAAUUGUGCUGCAUCAGGGGGGUUGGAGCUAUGUGCCCACGGACGCCACGCCCUUGCCCCUCACCGCCCCCCUGCAUGAGCGCGUGGGGGUGUGCCGCGGUCCAGUGCUGGCGCAGGCUGUGCCUCGAGGCGGGGGAGGGGUGCGGUCGGGACAUGGAAACGGGGAGAAGGAGGGGGGAGGGGUGGGUGCAGGGGGGGAGCUGGUGGUGCGCUAUGCGCUCAUGGGAUGCUUGCCUGGUGCAGCAAUGGCGGAGCUGGGAGUGCGGUGCAGAGUGGUGGAUGGGGCGCUGGUGCAGGGCUCACUGCAGCUGGAGCUGCAGGAGGAGGGCGACCAUCAGGUGGCGCUACUGCCGGGCCGGCACCUGUCUUACACUGUGUGCGGGGCGGCAGCAGCAGAGGAGCAAGGCUUUGCCACGCUUGUGCGAUACACUGGGGGGCCCGGGCUGGCGCGCGCCACAGCGCUGCUCAACUGGAGGGGGUGCGUAGUGGAGGUGGCACGCGAGGAGUCGGUGGCGCUGGCGCUGCUGCUGUGUGUCGCCAUCGCUGAGGCGCUGCACGACAUGCUCGCUGCACCGCGCUGCAUGUGCUUCAGGCCCAUGCUCCUGCCCAACCCCGAUCCCGACACGCACUGGCAGGCCCUGUGCCUCAACCACGGCUCUCAUGCCCCCUCCUCCGAUGCGGCUAGGCCCAGCCGCGGUGGCAGAAGCGAGGAGCGAGGGGAAGAGUCAGGGUGGGCAAUGGGGGAGCAGGCAGAGAGGAGGUGGUGGGAGCAGCGACCCCUGGCAUGGAUGCCUGGUGCUGCCAGCUGUGAUUUCGGGGCUUGUGGGCCCAGCUUCACUCAUGGAUAG
This is a messenger RNA of Closterium sp. NIES-65, 3477 nucleotides long. Lineage: Eukaryota; Viridiplantae; Streptophyta; Zygnematophyceae; Desmidiales; Closteriaceae. The record is from the annotation of a GenBank genome assembly.